Molecule: messenger RNA, 1770 nt
Organism: Trichechus manatus latirostris (Florida manatee)
Lineage: Eukaryota; Metazoa; Chordata; Mammalia; Sirenia; Trichechidae
Gene: CNPY4
Product: canopy FGF signaling regulator 4
Exons: 6
Coding region: 78-818 (246 amino acids)
Source: RefSeq, a predicted model, not a curated record
UGAAUUUAAAGGGCCCGCUGCCUUGUCGAAGUUGGUUUGAAAGUAAGAGAGUGGUUGUUUGUGGACCGCGUUUUGUCAUGGGACCUGUGCGUUUGGGGAAGUUGUUUUUCAUUUUGGCCGUGUUCGGGGCUUGGUCUGGAACGCCGAAGGAGCAGGACGAUGACUCAGAACGCUUGCCCAGCAAAUGCGAAGUCUGUAAGCUGCUGAGCCAGGAGCUACAGGAGAAGCUGAGCCACACUGGCCGAUCUCGAGAAGUGCUGGAGCUGGGGCAGGUGCUGGACACAGGCAAGAGGAAGAAACACAUCCCUUACAGCGUUUCGGAGACAAGACUGGAAGAGGCCUUGGAGAAUUUAUGUGAGCGGAUCCUGGAUUAUAGUGUUCAUGCUGAACGCAAGGGUUCACUGAGAUACGCGAAGGGCCAGAGUCAGACCAUGGCAGUGCUGAGAGGCCUGGUUCAGAAGGGGGUGAAGGUGGAUCUGGGGAUACCCUUGGAGCUGUGGGACGAGCCCAGUGUGGAGGUCACGUUCCUCAAGAAGCAGUGUGAAACGAUGCUGGAGGAGUUUGAAGAUGUUGUGGGAGACUGGUACUUCCACCACCAGGAGCAGCCCCUACAGCAUUUUCUCUGUAAAGGGCAUGUGCUUCCAGUUGCAGAAACUGCGUGUCUAGAGGAAGCUUGGACUGGAAAGGAGAAGAUCACAGAUGGACAAGAGAAAACAGAAGGGGAGGAGGAGCAUGAAGGGGAGGAGGAGCAUGAAAAGGAGGAAGAAGAGAUAACCGAGACACCAGGCCACCCUAAGCAUGACCCAGAGGACCUUUGACCCUUGUCUUUGAGCCCCAGAAAGGGGAGGAGUCAUGGAGAAGACUCUUCCGACGUCUGAGCUUUCCCUGCCCCACAGCUUUAAGGCCGUGUGUUGUGUGUGAGUGACCCGUGCCAGAGCUUGUAGCUGUUCUCUGCUAUCUGAUCCUAGGCAGGAUCCUGGUGGCAUAGCAUGGCAUACUAUGGGGAGACGGUGGGAGCAGCAGGUUGCAGUCCUGCCCCAACAGAUGGGCCCUCUGCAUGCCAUCCAGCACCUUAAAUGGCAGGUGUGUGUGCUGACGAUAUCCAAGGCUUUCCCCUUUAAAUAUCUCUACUACCCCCAUAGGUCAGCAGUGACUUUGGGGCUGUGGGCCUUGGGAAAGUCACUUUGCCUCUCUGGGUCUCAGUUUUUAGACCCUUACAGGAACAUCCCAGAAUAGAGAUUCUCUACUACCUAUUCACACUGUGUCCAAGAGGCGCUACGUGCCAGCAAACUGAACAAAAAUGAGAUCCUGGAUAGGGAUGAGGUGAUGCUAAAUUAGGCAGGUAGAUAUUUGGUCUACUUCGUAUUAAUUUCACCAAGGGCCCACCAUAUAAUUUCAUAAGUACCACAUUUUCUAAAUCGCUAUUAAACUUAUAUAUAUAUAUAUAUGUAUCAGCUGGGCCUAAGGUUUCAAAUAACUCCCUCUGUACACUGCCAUGCACACAUUAUGCCUGGUUGAUAGGGUGGCACCCAGAGAAUAGUGCUGUUGGCCACCGCCCUGUUAAAAACUAAUGGUGCUGAGCUGUCGUUCUCCUGCCCAAGUCCUGUGCUGCCUGGGCUCUGCAGCAUCUCGACCCACUGACACUGGUGAUCUGGCAUGGGAUGGGAGACAGCUGUUGUAAACCCUUAAGCAUGGAUGUUGUUAAAAAAAAAAAUGGUUGAAAAGAAAAUACCUGGAAUUUAUAUCUUGUCUUUGGAGACUGGGAAGACA